This is a messenger RNA of Diachasma alloeum, 1582 nucleotides long. RefSeq names its product probable ATP-dependent RNA helicase DDX49 (gene Dbp45A). The transcript is spliced from 5 exons. The record is from RefSeq and is a predicted model, not a curated record. Lineage: Eukaryota; Metazoa; Arthropoda; Insecta; Hymenoptera; Braconidae. Bases 136 to 1548 code for a protein of 470 amino acids. Gene Ontology annotation, molecular function: RNA helicase activity; nucleic acid binding; ATP binding.
CUCACAAUAAGUCUCUCCACGUGGGGAUCUGUCAGAGCAACUUGAUAAACAUUUCAACUGUAUUUCAGAACUAAUUUUAAUGGUUAAUGAGGAGCUCUUUGUUUUGUUUUAAUGAGUGAUUGAGGGUUGUUCAUUAUGAGUACGGAAAUAAAGAGUUUUGAGGAUUUGAAGCUGAAUUCUUGGAUAAUAAAGCAGUUGGCAACAAUAGGGGUGAAAAAACCUACCCCUAUUCAGCAGAAUUGCAUUCCGAGGAUACUGGCUGGUGAUGACUGCAUUGGGUGUGCUAAGACAGGCAGUGGAAAGACACUAGCCUUCGCCCUGCCAGUUCUUCAGAAGCUGUGCGAGGAUCCUUAUGGCAUUUUUGCACUGGUCCUCACGCCAACUCGAGAAUUAGCGUUUCAGAUUGCCGAGCAAUUUUCAGCAAUCGGCAACGCGAUAAACCUGAAAAAAUGCGUGGUGGUGGGUGGAAUGGACAUGAUGGUCCAAGCCCAGGAACUGGCGAGGCGUCCUCACAUAGUGGUGGCCACCCCAGGAAGGCUUGCGGAUCAUUUAGAGAGCUGUGACACAUUCACCCUCGACAGGAUUAAAUUCCUGGUGCUUGACGAGGCCGACAGGCUGCUCGGGGGCCACUUCGAUGAACAGAUAGCCACUAUUUUCAAAGCCCUCCCUAAGCAGAAGCAGUCUCUGCUGUUCAGCGCCACGAUAACAGACACUCUCGAGCAGGUCAAGAGGGUGGCCUCCAACAAGGUCUUCGAGUAUGAGGCUGAGGACGACUCGGGCACUGCCACCGUCAAGGAGUUGGAUCAGAGAUACGUUUUGUGCCCCAAUGACGUCAGGGACGCCUUCCUCGUGGAGGUUAUCAGAACCUUUCGGGCGGAAAAUGAGAGUGGCUCCAUUAUGGUCUUCACUGAUACCUGCAAAUCCUGUCAGCUUCUCUCUAUGACUCUGAACGAAGUUGGCUUCGAGAAUGUUGCCCUCCACGCGAUGAUAAAGCAGCGCGAGCGUCUGGCUGCCCUCAACAAAUUCAAAUCGAAUCACACAAAGAUCCUGAUCGCCACUGACGUAGCUGCGAGAGGACUGGACAUUCCCCUCGUCGAGCUCGUCCUCAAUCACUCGAUCCCCAACGUUCCCAAGGAGUACAUUCACCGAGUGGGGAGAACAGCCAGAGCUGGGCGCGGUGGCAUGGCCAUCAGUUUAAUCACCCCUUAUGACAUUAAACUGCUGCAUGCUAUUGAAGAGACCAUUGGGACUAAAUUAACUGAGUUCAAAGUCGAGGAUAAAGAAAUCGUCACGAUAUUCACGCAAAUAUCCGUGACAAAGCGCGAGGCUGAGAUAAAACUGGACGAGACUGAUUUCUACGAGAAGAAAAUGAUCAAUAAGCGAAAAAAAUUGAUUCUGGAGGGGAAAGAUCCCGAUGAAAUAGAGGAAAUUCUUGCUGCUAAGAAGAAACAGCGAAAACGAGAGAAGAAAAAGGUCGAAGCUAAUAGAACAAAGGGUAAAGCUGUUGAGAAUGAGAAAACUGUGGAGAAAGGGUCAAACGAUAGUUGACACAUUUCAUCAGGAAUAAAUCACUUCAAUUGAC